AUGGACUUGCCAACUUUUCCGGAUCUGAUUAACAAUGAAAUACCCUGCGGAGAAUUUCUCGCGGCGUCGAGACGCCUUUUAAAAAGUCUUGAUUUCUUUGGGAAAAUUUUCAUGACAAUCAAAUACGACAUGAGCAAAAAUAUCGACAGAAUAUCAAGAAAAUACAAUGCCAAUCGGAAAAGUUACACGACUUUACAAAAGUUAGUACACACGGAAGUCGAGAAAAAAGGAAAUUUCGUCGCUGCCGAAGCUCUCUUAUGGCUACGAAGAUGUCUGCAGAUGGUCCAAUUAUUCUUCGAAUUUAUCGUCGAGGACUACGAUCACGACGACGCUUCGGAGGAUCUCGUCACUCACCUAAUUAAGGCCUACGGACUGACGCUCGAGCCUUACGACGGAUACAUGUCGCAGCAGCUUUUUGAUUCAUAACCAUUGCAGCUGUUGCAUCGCUUGAUGCCGAAUCGCGAGCAGGUAAUGAGGGCGAUAACCGACGACCAUGACGUCAAGAGCGAAAUCGUCAUCAGGCGAAUGGACCGAUUUUCCAGAAGGUUGAGAGAGAACGUCUACGCGCUCAAGAAGUUUUACGAGGAUAAUCAAUUGGAGACUAUUUUUAGACUUUAG
Messenger RNA from Trichogramma pretiosum, 618 nucleotides. RefSeq names its product putative protein PLEKHA9. Gene Ontology annotation, cellular component: cytosol; cytoplasm; membrane. NCBI's taxonomy places the organism in Eukaryota, Metazoa, Arthropoda, Insecta, Hymenoptera, Trichogrammatidae. The transcript is spliced from 5 exons. Gene Ontology annotation, biological process: intermembrane lipid transfer; ceramide transport. The record is from RefSeq and is a predicted model, not a curated record. Gene Ontology annotation, molecular function: ceramide 1-phosphate binding; ceramide 1-phosphate transfer activity.